UGCGCCCACUGAAAAUAUGAAAAGUUGGCGCCCAUGCUUGUGGCCAUGGUUAUAACAGGUUCUAAAUUUUCUUUCCUUCAUUUACUUUUUUGUCAAAAUUUUAUGAAUGACACAUUGCAAUGAGUAGAAUACCUGAGAAUUUGGAAAGAUUCGAAACCGAACCUGAAUAUAAAAAGCAGCCAGUAGAUCCCAUUUAUAUUUUUCGGGGUGUAGCUCGUUCGGCUCAAAUUGCGUUGCCAGAAUUAGCAGAAAACAGAAAAUGUACGGAUAUUAUAGUGGGCGUUAUUUUUGGAAUAGCUGUUUUAAGUCUGUUUGGUUCUGCCGUUUAUAUAGCUUCAAAUUCUGAUAUCAGAAAGCUAACAAAUGGUGCAGAUGGUUGUGGAAAUAUUUGUGGAGUAAAAAACACCGAACCGUAUAAUGAAACUUGUCCAGGAAAAGACUUCACCGAUUACCCAUAUCUAGACGUGAGACAAGAAGAAUGUAUUACGGCUAAUGAGUGCAAAAAGAGAAACAAGACACUAUUUGGUGUACGAUGUAUGACUGAACAAAAAAAAACUUCAAGGAUGAAGCAGGAGUUAUUUUCCGGUCGUGACUACUAUAAAUCUACUGAAAAUAUUGUUCCCUAUACCAUAAUAGUGAUGAUUUUAAUGCCAUCUGUGUCUUCAGGAUUGGCUAUUCUGGUGUAUAUCCAGAUUAAGCGCCAUCCAAAGUGUUCUUUCUAUUUUUUUACUAUUACUACAAUCAUUCUACUUUUAAUUUUGGCUGCCUAUUGUUGGUAUUCAUUUAUUACUCUUGAUAAAGGGACCAAUAGAAUGACGAAACUUCUAAUACUUUGCAACGCUGUCGCGUACACAGUACUUGGUCUGGUGUUGCUUGCUACAAUUGUAUGUAGAUACAGUAGGAUUUAUCUUUUAAUAGAAGUCUAUCGUGAAACACUCAAGGCAAUUUUUAAUUCAAAGCUUCUCCUGCUUGCACCUCUUGUGACAAUGGCGGUAACGUGUUUUUUUGGCAUUAUAUGGUUAUUUAUGGCAUUUUUGACUUUUUCCGUUAAAAUUACGGAGCAUGAAGGUAUUCCACCUGCCAGAAUAGGAUACUUCUGUUUCCUGUUUUUCAUGGGAUAUUGGAUAUUUCUGUUUAUAGAAGGAUGUCAAUGUAUGGUGGUAGCUGGAACGAUAGCAAGUUAUUAUUUUUCAAGAAACCGAGAUAAUUUAGAGGGUCAAUACUGUAAAAAUGUGAGAAUAGUGGUUCGCUUUCAUCUGGGUAGUGUGGCGACUGGAUCACUGCUUAUUACUAUAGCAGCAAUGAUAAGAAUACUGGUUGAAGCUGCCACUAGUAGUGAGGAUUCUAAUAACUGGGCGUGGAUAAUUUUGAAGUGUAUAAUAAAUUGCAUACUUAAACUUAUCGAAGAGAUAAUAAAUUAUUUUAGUCAAAAAGCGUAUAUAAUGACAGCUAUUCAUGGUAAAAACUUCUGGUCAUCUGGUAAGCGGGCAAUCAAAAUAAUAUGGCACAACUUUUUGGACACAAUAUCAGUUGAUGGACUAAACUCUGCUGUUCAAUUUUCAGCUUCUAUUUUAAUUUUGCUUGUCACGUUACUUGUUGGAUGGGCUGUUCUAAUAGAACAAAGUGAAGGUUUUGUAAUCCUGAAUAUUUUAUUUGGCUUUCUACUCGCAAGCGCCGCAUUAUACGUAUACUUUUCAAUGUUGACCACUGCGGUUGGGACAAUCUUCUUAUGUUAUUGCGAAGAUGUCAUAAUGAACGAUGGUAGCCGUGAACGACCCUACUUUAUGAGUAAAGAACUCGAAGAGACGCUGGAUGAAGCCUUGGAAGAUGUUGCCGAAAAAAGAGAAGCACAAAGAGAGGAAGAAGAAACCUAGAAACAGACCAAAAUUAAAACAUUAAAAUUAUAUCCAAGUGAUAAUCACGGUGUAAAAUUUAAAUUUAAUUAGAAUAUUUAAAAAAAUUUGAACACAAUUAUUUUAAAUUGAUAGU
Tribolium madens (black flour beetle) is the source of this 1989-nucleotide messenger RNA. Its product is annotated as choline transporter-like protein 3. Gene Ontology annotation, biological process: transmembrane transport. NCBI's taxonomy places the organism in Eukaryota, Metazoa, Arthropoda, Insecta, Coleoptera, Tenebrionidae. Gene Ontology annotation, cellular component: membrane. The transcript has 14 exons. The record is from RefSeq and is a predicted model, not a curated record. The coding region runs from base 120 to 1874 and encodes 584 amino acids. Gene Ontology annotation, molecular function: transmembrane transporter activity.